Messenger RNA from Ricinus communis (castor bean), 258 nucleotides. Its product is annotated as protein HEADING DATE 3A. The coding region runs from base 1 to 258 and encodes 85 amino acids. The transcript has 2 exons. Lineage: Eukaryota; Viridiplantae; Streptophyta; Magnoliopsida; Malpighiales; Euphorbiaceae. The record is from RefSeq and is a predicted model, not a curated record.
AUGCCAAGAAUUAGAGAUCCUCUUGUUGGGGGUGUAAUUGGGGAGUUAUUGGAUCCCUUCACCAAAUCUAUCUAUGUUCGUGUCACUUACAAUAACAAAAAGGUUAACAAUGGAUAUGACUUAAAACCCUCUCUUGUUGUCGACCAACCUAGGGUUGAUAUUGGCGGAAAUGAUUUAAGGACCUUUUAUACUUUGGUUAUGGUGGAUCCUGAUUCACCUAGCCGAAGUGAUCCAAACCUGAGAGAAUACUUGCGCUAG